AUGACGCAUCUGCAGCCGUCUCGGCCGAGAUCCACAUCCUCGACUUUUCUCGGCAAUCCUGCCUGCAGUUUUGGAAUGGCGAGAGGCGGCAGAGGUUUGUGGAGGUUGGCGCUUGUUAGCCAGUGCACCCUCGUUGCAGUCUGGCAGCUCUCAGCGAGCUUUGUGCAACCAAUCGCAAGCAACAGAAGGUCAGACAGCGCAGCCAUGAUGACCAUAGCCAGACGUGCAGAGACAGGAGAGAGUGCGCUGGAGAGCAGCGCUGAUGCACCAGCGGAUCUGGUAGCAGUCUGGCGCUACAUUGGUGGUUACUAUGAAGUCAAAGAGUCUGACGGCAAGCUCUACUUUCAUGAAAACAACCUUCAGGGUGAGCUAGUAGAGCAGGAUGGCUGGUUAGUUGCGGAGCUCCCUCCUGCAGGCACGAUCCGCCUCAAGCUCGGUGACUCUGGGAGGGAGGUUUUGUCGAACUUCAAACCAGCGGAUUCGGACAAAUGGGGUGAUACAAUCACCGCUUUGAGAGAGUGGGAAUCUUUGACCAGCAGGGUGGAGACCCUGUACAGUGACCUGGACAGCUCAGAGUUCGAAGGCAACGCCAUGGACGGCGAGGUGGUGGUGAAGGUGAAUGGUCGGCAGAGGCCGACAGGCUUGGCUUUGUCACCCAAGGCGGCCUCAGCCCCGAACUUGAGUGCCUCGAUCAAGGAGGCGCAUUCCAGCGCAGUUGGCAAGUCGAUGGAAGCCAUGACUGCGCGCCUUCAAGAACUCUAUGCGUCACAUUUCUCUGCGACCAGAGCCUGA
Molecule: messenger RNA, 792 nt
Organism: Symbiodinium natans
Lineage: Eukaryota; Dinophyceae; Suessiales; Symbiodiniaceae
Source: the annotation of a GenBank genome assembly